CGACGACAACACUCAAUUUCCAAUGGCUGCAGUCUGGACGUACACGAUUCGCCAGUGCGAAGGCGACGAAGCGACAAAGCUCUACUGCUUUCAGCUUACGGUCGGCGACGUCUCGUGGUCCGUCCUCAAGUCACUUCAGGACCUCAAGUACCUCCGCCAAACGCUUGCCACGUUGUACCACAACGAAGUCAUCAACGCCAACGCCGAAGCGUACUGGACGCUGGAGCUUCAGAAGCUUCUCAAGCUGCCCGUGCCCACCGCUGCGUGGAUGCCGUGGGCCCCAAAGAAGAUGGAGCGCGCAAUGUGUGCUCUCCUCUGCUUUUACGAACACGCGAUGGCCGACAGUUCGCCCCCGAGCUUCCUCUUGCACGUUUUGAAAGGGCUCUUGCGCGUCUUCCUCGGCAUGCCGUGCCACCCCGACCGCUACUCGAUCCGCGCCUCGGCUAUGGUGUGCCCCGUGCUGGCGGCCCCCAAGAUCCUCGCCUAACCGCGCAAGGAUACGACUAUAACUUAAAUAUAAAUAAAUGAAGACUCCAA
Molecule: messenger RNA, 537 nt
Organism: Saprolegnia diclina VS20
Lineage: Eukaryota; Oomycota; Saprolegniomycetes; Saprolegniales; Saprolegniaceae
Exons: 1
Coding region: 23-487 (154 amino acids)
Source: RefSeq, a predicted model, not a curated record